Messenger RNA from Guillardia theta CCMP2712, 976 nucleotides. RefSeq lists its product as hypothetical. NCBI's taxonomy places the organism in Eukaryota, Cryptophyceae, Pyrenomonadales, Geminigeraceae. The transcript has a single exon. The record is from RefSeq and is a predicted model, not a curated record. The annotation marks the transcript as partial.
GUGAAGAUGAUCGAGGCAUUCGCUUCCUCUGUUCCCGAUGGAUGACAAGUCGAAAACUCCAUGGGCUCCUUCUCUUCUUUGGAUAUCUGUACCAUCGCUCAUCUCAAGGGGACUAAGCUUAGGACUUCGCUCACUGUCGGACGAGGGGCUGAGGUUGUUGAAUCAUGUCUCUUUGGUGCUUGUAAUCCACUGUACUGUUGCAAAGUGGGAAACGACCUACGAAGCCGUCCAACAUUUUCCGCCUGUUCUUGCCUUUUCCGAAAUUGGUCCCUACUGAUGACAGGCUUUUUGGUAGUUAGUCAGGGAAAAUUUUACAUAGUACAAGUGAACCGCAAUGGAUGCUAAUCGAUCUUCCAUGUCUUUGUUCCUAGACUUUAUGUCGUUCUGAAGUUGAUUCCUUCUGUGUCUGCUAGAAUACUCUAAGUUCAGUCCGUUCCCGUCCUGGUGGCAGUCUACUGACGAACGAGCGUUUCGAAUUUUGUGAAGCAUAAACUCAUUGCCUCGCAUGAUUUCGAAUUGUCUCUCGCAAUUCCGGUGCACUUUCACGUAUCGCCAUCCUGACUACACUUUUGACUCAUCAUGCAAAUACAUUCAUGAGGAUUACCCAACGGUGUUCUGGAUGAUGCUCUGCACUCUAUGAUCGCUUUUGCUGCGGCGAGUCUCCGCUCUUCCUCGAUGAGUCUUCUUGCAAGCAUUCUCUCCUCUACGAUGUUCGAUAUUCUAGGCUACAUAGCUCUCAGAAACAGAGCAAGCUCAAUCGGACAAUGACCUGUGAUGGAACACUUGUUGAUGCUGGAAGGUGAAAAUGUGACGAGCCAAACUUCAUUGUCGCCCGCCUCCGUGACUUCGUUCCGAUAACCUCCUGCUUUCUCGUGAGUUUCUCGGUCUCUUCUUCACUGAAAUCAUCGCUGUAAACUUCUUCUGUCAUCCGUUCCACGUCAUCUUGCAUCUCUUCGCCAUGGGCAGUUGAUCGGAC